CGGAUUACAAGAUGGCGGUCUGUGGACGUUAGCAAGAAGGCCGUUAGAGUUGUUGUGUUUUCUGUGAAUUUUACUGUUUGAAAACAGGCCUCUUGUGAAGUUGUUUAACACCGUACACGUAAUGUGUUUAUGAGAUAGUUACAGACGUAUUUUAUUACUGUUGAGAAGUUAACUUGGAAGUGCAUGUUUUAUAACAUGCGGCUGGGAACCAAGUUAACAGGUCGAGGGUAGGAAAACACCAGACGGGGUGAGGUGAUAGCCUGUUAGCAGCCAGCUAGCCUGCUAGCUCGGACUCGGUUAACCAUGUCGGACACUCGGCGGCGAGUGAAAGUUUAUACGCUAAAUGAAGACCGACAGUGGGAUGAUCGGGGUACCGGACACGUUUCGUCUACCUUUGUUGAACGGUUGAAGGGAAUAUCAUUGUUAGUUCGGGCGGAAUCAGAUGGAUCUCUUCUGCUGGAGUCGAAGAUUAGUCCGAAUACUGCAUAUCAGAAACAACAGGACACACUGAUCGUCUGGUCUGAAGCAGAUAAUUAUGACCUUGCCCUAAGUUUCCAGGAAAAGGCUGGCUGUGAUGAGAUAUGGGAGAAGAUUUGCCAGGUUCAAGGCAAGGAUCCUGCCCUGGACAUCACCCAGGACCCCAUAGAUGAGUCAGAGGAGGAGCGCUUUGAGGAGAUUCCAGAGACAAGUCACCUGGUGGAGCUCCCGCCUUGCGAGCUAAGUCGUUUGGAGGAGAUUGCAGACCUGGUCACCUCUGUUUUGUCUUCGCCAAUCCGGAGGGAAAAGCUGGCCCUGGCCUUAAUGAGCGAGGGCUAUAUCAAGAAACUUCUAGGUCUUUUCAGAGUAUGUGAAGACCUGGACAACAGGGAAGGUCUACAUCACCUCUAUGAGAUUGUCCGGGGAGUCCUGUUCCUCAAUAAAGCAGCCCUCUUUGAGGUUAUGUUUUCCGAUGACUGUAUCAUGGAUGUGGUGGGCUGCCUAGAGUAUGACCCAGCACUGGUUCAGCCAAAGAGACAUCGGGAAUUUUUGACCAAGACGGCAAAGUUUAAGGAGGUGAUCCCUAUCACGGACUCUGAGUUACGGCAGAAGAUUCACCAGACUUACCGAGUGCAGUACAUCCAGGACAUCAUCCUUCCCACACCAUCUGUUUUUGAAGAGAACUUUCUGUCCACACUCACCUCCUUUAUCUUCUUCAACAAGGUGGAGAUUGUCAGUAUGUUGCAGGAGGAUGAAAAAUUCCUAACAGAGGUCUUCGCACAGCUUACAGAUGAAGCCACAGAGGACAGUAAAAGAAGAGAACUUGUAAACUUUGUCAAGGAGUUCUGUGCUUUUUCACAAACCUUGCAGCCUCAAAACAGGGAUGCUUUCUUCAAAACUUUGGCAAAUCUAGGCAUUUUACCUGCUCUUGAAAUAGUCAUGGGUAUGGAUGACCUGCAGGUGAGGGCGGCAGCUACAGACAUUUUUUCUUACCUGGUGGAAUUCAGCCCCUCCAUGGUCAGGGAGUUUGUGAUGCAGGAACCACAGCAGACAGACGAUGAUGUUCUGCUGAUAAAUGUUGUGAUCAAGCAGAUGAUUUGUGACUCUGACCCAGAGUUAGGUGGAGCUGUCCAGCUGAUGGGUCUGCUCAGGACGCUCAUUGACCCUGAAAACAUGCUGGCUUCAACGAAUAAAACUGAGAAGACAGAAUUCCUGAGUUUCUUCUACAAGUACUGCAUGCAUGUCCUGACUGCUCCUCUUCUGGCAAACACUGCACAUGACAAAAACUCUAAGGAUUUGCAAGAGGGAUCUACUAAAAUCAACCCAGUCUGUCCAGACAACUUCCAGACAGCUCAGCUGCUGGCUCUGAUCCUAGAGCUACUGACUUUCUGUGUGGAGCACCACACCUAUCACAUCAAGACCUACAUCAUGAACAAAGACCUGCUCAGGAGAGUGCUGGUACUCAUGAACUCCAAACACACCUUCCUUGCCCUUUGUGCCCUGCGUUUCAUGCGUAGGAUCAUCGGUCUGAAGGAUGAGUAUUACAACAGAUACAUCAUCAAAGGGAACCUCUUUGAGCCUGUCAUCAAUGCCCUGCUGGACAACGGCACCCGAUACAACCUCCUAAACUCAGCCAUCAUUGAGCUCUUUGAGUUCAUUAAAGUGGAGGACAUUAAGUCUCUCAUAGCUCACAUUGUGGAUAACUUCUACAAAGCACUUGAAUCCAUUGAGUAUGUCCAGACUUUCAAGGGCCUUAAAGGCAGAUAUGAGCAGGAGAAAGAUCGACAAAGUCAGAGACUCAACAGUAGAUAUCGCAGAGAUGCACGAUCAUUGGAUGAGGAUGAAGAGCUGUGGUUCAAUGAUGAUGAUGAUGAUGAUGAUGGGGAGGCUGUGGAGAAGAGCCGCAUGGAGGAUGACUUCUCUGACAGCUAUGGCAAGUACAUGGAGGCCAAAAAAGGAGCUGCCAAUGGAGCUAAUGGUGCCAAUAAUAAUGGGAAAGCUGCUGUAAUUCCGCCUGCCUCACCAGCCGUCACUCCUAACAGCAGUUCAACUUCCUCUGUCAAAACUGUUGCUCUUCCUGCCACACCUGUAGUGAAGACGGCUCUGGUGGGUUUGGUGGACUACCCUGAUGAUGAAGAUGACGAGGAAGAAGAUGAAGAAGAAGAGCAGUCACCGAGGAAGCGGCCCCGACUGAGCUCUUAAAGGCUAACUGUCGUCUGUUUGGUCUUUGUGGGUGGACACUACGUCCCUCAGUUCCUCCCUCCUCUGGUUGUCUCAUUGGUCCUUGGCCUGCUUGUGCCACCUGUCUCACUGAGGAGAUGCACAAGCACAAGCUCCCACCUCACUCAUUCCCACCUGAUCUUUGCUCCUCUUUUCUCCCUCAGUGAAGGAGAUGAGAGCCUUCUUUUAGAGAUGAAGACACAUCUGUCUCCUUCUUCAUCUCAAUGAUUUUAUCCCUUUUUUCUCUGGCAGUCUCCUCUUGGAGAUAACAAACUCUCCUUUCUUUCUCCUGAGGAGAAACUCAGUCUUUUAAUCUCAUUGCUCCUCUGUAUCUCUCCUGUCUUUGUUUGACCUCCUUCUUAAUAACUUCAUCCUCCUCAUCCUCAUUUCUAUGUACCAGCCAGAGAGGCUGCACUGGAAGUAACAGUGCCAAGGCAGUUCCCAACUCUGCCCUGUUGCUAUAGCAACAGUAGCAGGAAAGCUGCGGUACUACAGCAGCCCCACAGGAUCCCUUGCGUGUCCUCCUUUUGAACUCUCUUCUCCAUCCUCCUCAAACCGGAACCAAUGAGCUCCAGAGACUGAGGGAGCCAGAACACAACCAGCCAGCAUAUGAACUGAUGAGCGGGCCAGUCAGGCUAGCAGGACUAGCCAUCGUAGUGAUAGAAAAAAGCUUGACUGGCUGAAGUAGCGUGUGGGGCUACCCUGCCACAGAACUGCUCACUGUAGCCGGCGAUACAGGCAGCGUAGAGGAAUUUAACAAACUGUUCAGAGAAGAGAGAGGUUACAAAAUGUACCAGGAUGAAAACUCGGCCGUAAUGUGGCUUACAUCCAGAGGAGCAGGACUUAAACCUUUAGAAGGCGUGGAGUCAGUAUGACCAAGGCUUACAUAACACACAAACACAGUCUCACAAAGGACUGCAUCAGCCAGAAAUCCUGUAUUUCAUGACUUUGUUAAAAAGUACUGUACAGAUGUUUUUUUUUCUUUUUAAUCAUUUUCCCCUAACAUGAUUUUCAAAGGGGAGACAAAUUCCUACCAACCUGUGUAUUUUUGUUGUUGUUGCACAAAAGGUGGGGUCACUGUUCACCCUUUUCAGUCCAGUUCAUUUGAUUCAAUGUAAAAUUCAGAUGCGUUGCAAAUGCUGGUUUUAAACAACAUAGAAAAACUGCAGUAAAGUCCUUUUUGCAGCCAA
Messenger RNA from Cheilinus undulatus (humphead wrasse), 3887 nucleotides. Its product is annotated as serine/threonine-protein phosphatase 4 regulatory subunit 3-like. The transcript is spliced from 16 exons. Gene Ontology annotation, biological process: DNA damage response; protein dephosphorylation. Lineage: Eukaryota; Metazoa; Chordata; Actinopteri; Labriformes; Labridae. The coding region runs from base 304 to 2679 and encodes 791 amino acids. Gene Ontology annotation, molecular function: protein phosphatase activator activity. The record is from RefSeq and is a predicted model, not a curated record. Gene Ontology annotation, cellular component: protein phosphatase 4 complex; nucleoplasm.